This is a messenger RNA of Ixodes scapularis (black-legged tick), 570 nucleotides long. RefSeq lists its product as uncharacterized. The transcript has a single exon. The coding region runs from base 1 to 570 and encodes 189 amino acids. The record is from RefSeq and is a predicted model, not a curated record. Lineage: Eukaryota; Metazoa; Arthropoda; Arachnida; Ixodida; Ixodidae.
AUGCCGCCAGACCGACCGUGGUCACGGCCACGCCACCCACUUCCGCGGCGGUCGUCUUACCAUCGGUCGCGCUCCCCCGGGAGCCGCAGUCUCGGACAUCGGCCGUCUCCUCAGCACCCACGGCGACGCCCCCGAACCCAUGAGGCUACGACGUGGUGCAUCGUGGAGCAUCACAGCCUCGUGGGGUUCGCUUCCCGCCUGCGUUGGGACCAACAGCCACAGGUCCCACAAGGACUGGCGCCGGCCGACGUCCCAGCACCAUUCCAGAGACGCACCCUGAAUGAGCGGUGCGCAGGGGAUACACCGUCGACCUACACCGACGCAGAGCGUGCCGGGUUAUGUGCCCUGUGCCGCGUGUCCAUGAUAGCGUGGGCGAGUCAUCUACACGGGGCCCUCCACACCGAGCGUCGCCAACGACAAGAGAACAACGCAUCGGCAGCAACUCGGCCGUUAACAUCCGCGGACGUUGAGGCGGCGCUCAUCGUCGUGUCGAGAUCGUGCCCCGAGAAGCUUAGGGCGCCUAACCAGGCAGCACACGCACACGAAGAUGUCAUAAUAGCCGAGUUUUAA